CUUUCGACACGUCAUGUUCAACAAAUUCGUAAACUUUGUUUAUAGUAAAAAACAAUAGGAAGCAAGCAGUUUGUUAACAGUUGCAUGCUUAAAAUUUUGCAAUAUGGUCUACAUUGACCGUGAUGGUCGUGUAUGGCAAAAGCGUCCUUGGGACUUGCAAAGGGUGCUGGAAAUAUUUGUGGGACUGUGGUACCUAAUAUUGCAGUUCUUUCAGACCUUGAUAGCGCCUUUUAAUGGCGGAAAUGGAAAUCAAAGCAAUAAUCGCCGCGGCAAUAGCUGGGGAGGUGGUGGCGGCGGCGGCGGAGGAGGAGGAGGUUAUGGUGGUGGAGGCGGCGGUGGUGGCGGAGGCGGUGGAGGUGGCUUAAGACCCAAUCGACGCAUUGGCCGCAUACAGCAACAGAUGGAUAGCAGUAGUUGUGGCAUGGGUGGCGGAUGAGGAUAGUAGCGGCGUCCCUGAGCUUGAUGGCAAAAGCUGAAACGCCGCUGAACGGUAACGUGUUUGAAGAACAUACAAUGGAGAAGCUCUAAUCUACGCCUAAUUUAUCCGCAUAUUAUUUUUGCGCUUAUGACGCAACAUCCAUAAACUCAGAAAAUGAGUGGGAUGUUGCUGAUACGUAAUUUACGCUGUGUUUAGUGCGUAUGUUUAUUCGCCACGUUAAGCUAAGUUAACAAACUUCAUUUGAUUUUAUACUUAUUAUAGAUAUAUUUUGAAAUUAUUUAACUGUAUUAGUUAAAAG
Messenger RNA from Drosophila busckii, 737 nucleotides. Its product is annotated as glycine-rich selenoprotein. The transcript is spliced from 3 exons. Lineage: Eukaryota; Metazoa; Arthropoda; Insecta; Diptera; Drosophilidae. Gene Ontology annotation, cellular component: endoplasmic reticulum membrane; Golgi apparatus. Bases 104 to 436 code for a protein of 110 amino acids. Gene Ontology annotation, biological process: calcium ion transport; endoplasmic reticulum calcium ion homeostasis. The record is from RefSeq and is a predicted model, not a curated record.